Sphaerodactylus townsendi is the source of this 2487-nucleotide messenger RNA. RefSeq names its product mitochondrial carrier 1 (gene MTCH1). The coding region runs from base 141 to 1097 and encodes 318 amino acids. Lineage: Eukaryota; Metazoa; Chordata; Lepidosauria; Squamata; Sphaerodactylidae. Gene Ontology annotation, cellular component: membrane; mitochondrion. The record is from RefSeq and is a predicted model, not a curated record. The transcript has 12 exons. Gene Ontology annotation, biological process: positive regulation of apoptotic process.
UGAAGUGAUGUUUUAAGGGAGGACGUUGCCAAGUGUGACGUGAUGACGCGCAAGCUUAUUUAUACGAUGGUUCUAGUCAUGUGACGUGAGGCGAAUGUGUACCCGGAAGUGCGCUUCCUGGUUGUUUUGGGGAAGAGAGGAUGGCGGUCCCUUCUGCUCGUCCCGGGAUGCCUCACCCCGCAACUGGACCGGGGGCAGGACCGGGCCCGGCGGAAGGGGCGGACGUGCUCUUCGUGGCAUUAAGCGCCGGGUUCACGUCCCUGAGCCAUCCGUUGCUCUAUGUGAAGCUCCUGGUGCAGGUUGGUCAUGAACCUCUGCCUCCAACCAUUGGGAGAAACUUGAUGGGGAAAAAAGUAUUAUACUUACCUGGCUUUUUUACAUACGCCAAACACAUUGUGAAAGUUGAUGGGAAAAAAGGCUUGUUCCGUGGUCUCACUCCUCGAAUCAUCUCUAGCACUUUAUCAACUGUAACUCGAGGGCGAAUGAAGAAGGUCUUUCCUUUGGAGGAUAUGGAGCAUGUUUCGAACAAGGAUGAUGUGAAAACUUCCCUCAGGAAAGUGGUGAAAGAGACCUCCCAUGAGAUGCUAAUGCAGUGUGUGUCCCGGGUUAUUUCGCAUCCGCUGCAUGUAAUCUCUAUGCGUUGUAUGGUCCAGUUUGUAGGACGGGAAGUUAAAUAUAGAGGUGUAUUGAGCUCCAUUGGGACAAUUUUGAAAGAAGAAGGAUUUUUGGGAUUCUUUGUAGGUUUAAUUCCUCACAUUCUAGGUGAUGUUGUUUUCCUGUGGUGCUGUAACCUCCUGGCUCACUUCAUUAACACCUAUGCAGUGGAUGACAAUUUCAACCAAGCCUCUGUGAUCCGGAGUUACACCAAGUUUGUGAUGGGGAUUGCUGUGAGCAUGCUGACAUACCCUUUUCUUCUUGUGGGAGAUCUCAUGGCAGUGAACAACUGCGGGUUACGUGCUGGCCUCCCUCCAUAUUCUCCUGUGUUUUCCUCUUGGAUUCACUGCUGGAGACAUCUCUGUGCUCAGGGGCAGCUGUUCAGAGGCUCCAGCUUGCUGUUCCGUAGAGCACCCCUUUCAGCCACUAUCCUUUUUGAUUAAACUCAUCACGAAUGGGGAAAGCAAACUGCCUGUUGUAGAAGAAACACUAUAAGCUUGUUUUGCCUUUUUUUAAUUUUUGAAGUUAAAGAUGAAGAGCAAGACCAUCUUCUCCCCAGCAGGUUGGGUUGUCUUUUGGACUGCACUGGGGUUACCAGAUGACACUAAGAUUUUGCCAGUCAGAGGAAAGAGACAGCUGUUCAGUGCUGGAUCCAGAGGUGGGAUCCAACCAGUUCUCACCACUUCUCUAGAAGUGGUUACUAUUUUUUUCUGAGUAUCGAGAAGGGGUUACUAAAGCAACCUCCCUGCCCAAUAGGGACUGGAGGUACAUGUGUGUGGUGGCGCCACUGUUUGAAUCCCACCACCAUCGGAACCUGUUAUUAAAAUUUUUGGAUCCCACCACUGGUUGGAUCGUUACCUUUCUCCUGGAUGGUGGAGGUUCAAGUUGGGAUGGCUGCAGGCAAGGCUGUGUACUUGUGCUGCUGGCAGCCAGGUCUCAGGAGCGGAAAGCACUUGUCUCAGGGAGACAAGCGGUGGUGUUGUCCGCACGGUUUUGCUGUAUAUCAUAGUUCAUGUAUGUUGCUACUGUCAGAGGAAAUUUGACUUGUAUGUGAACUGUAUUGAUGCAGUAUUUCUAAUCCAUAAGGGAGUAUCUGGAAUAUGUUGGCUCAGCUUUUUAAUGCAUAUAUUAGUUGUGCUGUUCAACAGUUAAAUUAACUAAAGAUUCAGCAGUGGAUGAUUAGAGACAGAUUCUGAAGUUCAGUAGCUCCUUGAACAGUUAUAAUACUGUGGGAAGUAUCUUAGCAAAGUUUUCCACAAUCCGACAGGUUAAAGUGCUGCUGUGUAUAGAUGUGUAAUGAUUUUCCCUGCACUCAUCAUGGUGCUCAUUUGUUGUGUUCUGUGCAUUUGUGACUGUGUUACACGAUGACUCCAAAUGCUUUUUUUUCCUUCAACAAAGCUUGGAAAUGCUUUCUGGGUCCUUAGCAAGUGUGAUAAUUUGGUAAUGUUGUAUACAGUGAAGUAUGAGAUAUCUGACUUGGCUUUUCUUCUGCAUUCUUGGAUGGUCCAGGAAGAAUUUGUCCUCAGCACUUUACAUCUGGAAAACUGCAGGAAUGGGAUCAAAUUGUCCAAAUUUGGUGUCCCUAGUCUUUUGCUUUCAUAAUUUGAGUAGAUACUUUCUUUGAAGCCUGGGAGAUUGCAUCUGUGUUGCAUAUAUGUACAUCUAUUGUGCAGAAUGUGAAAGAACUUUUGUGAAAUCUGGAAUCAUAGUUUCCUCCUAAACCCUCUGACUAACCAUCACUUUGAUAGUUUUAUGUGAAAAGUAGAUUCAUGGUCUGUUUUUGUAACCAAUUUAAUUACAAGAUGACUUAAUUGAAAUAAAAGUAUGAAAAUA